AAUUAUAAAAAGGGGGAAACUUGCUAAUGCGCUGAAGCAGGGAAUGCUAACAAGUGAGUCUCCUUUAAGUAGAAAUGACCUUAAAGUUGCGAAGUGAAGACUCAUUUGGCAUUUUUUAUUAUUUUUUUAUUUUUUCCAAUUCGUUGCAAUUUUUUUGGCGUAGUUGUUGUCCCCCCCCUCCAAAUGACCAUGUCAGCACACAAUGAAGAGCUGCAAAAACAACGCGAACUUCUUCUGGUGCAACUUGAAAAAGAAGCUGCGGCUGGAUGGGCGAAAGUUUGAAGACUCAAGAAACAUUUCGAUAUACUUUCUGGGAGAACACGGAAAUGUAGAGGUCUCCAUUGGGCACACAAAAGUUAUAUGCAAAAUCACGAGUGAAAUUGUGAAGCCGUUUGAUAAGAGACCAAACGAGGGAAUCAUAAAAGUAAAUUUAGAUAUAGAUAGUUUUACAAACGUAAAUGACAAUUCGCAAAUUAGUGAUGAAUGUUUGGAAAUAAAAAAUUUAAUUGAACGAAUUUUAAAAUCAAGUAAUCUGUUAAAUUUGGAAUCUUUGUGUAUUAUCCCCCACAAGAAGGUGUGGUGUUUGCUAGUAAACAUUAUUGUGAUAGAAAAUGAUGGGAAUUUAUAUGACUCUUGCUAUUUGUCUGCGUACAGCGGGUUGGUACAUUAUCGAAAUAAUGAAGUGACCGUUGAUAGCAGUGGGAAUAUUAUUAUCGAAGAGGGGGAGACGAAUUACACCCCCUUGUCUAUUCAUAAUACUCCCAUUUUGACUACCUUUGCGUACUUUAAUUGUGAAGACAUUUGCCUGAUCGAUCCGUCCAUACACGAAGAAGAAUUUAUGUCCUCCAAAUUAUCCGUUGCACUUAAUAAGAAUGGAAAAUUGGUGAGUAUAUUAAAACCGGGGGGGUCGCCCAUCUCGUAUGAAAAAAUAUUGGAAGCUAUCGAGUUGGCGAAAAAAAGAGUUAAAAGCAUUUUGAAAAUUUUAGAAGAUGCUUUAGAGGAAGAUAAACAUUUAAGAAAUAGCUUGAAAAAGAAAAAUCUACACAUCAAAUAUUCUGCCAAUCCUGUGCAUAUAAAAUAUGACGACGCAAAUGUUCAGGCAAAACCGAUGGUUAUCCCCCCCAACAAAUCAGUAAAAAAUAAUCUUAACAUUGAAAAAAUUAUAAAAAAAUAUGAACAGUACAUAUAUUCUCAGGAGGUGAAGAAGGAGGAAAAAGAAAAAUCGGCGCAGGGGGAGUCAACCCUAGGGGAUAGCACACUCACAAGUCAGUACCUCCUAAACGAAGAGCUUCGAAAGUUGAAGCAGGAAAGAGGAGCAAAAAAUGCUGACGAAUUUGCUUACAUGGGUAAGUAUGAUGACGAUAUCAGCGACAUUAGUAGUGAACUGGACACAAAAAAUGAGGAAGACUUUGGAAAUGCAGAUGUGGGGAAGAUAAAGAGACAAGAAUUUAGUGACGCCAACUCGCAACUGCAUAAUUUGAAAAUGCAAAGGACGAGCGGGGUUCCCAAGAAGGAGAUGCCCAUCCCUGCAGGGUCGCAAUCGACGGGUGUCAUCAGAACGGCGAAUGACAGGAUAGACGCCCCUGUUCGCGCAAACCCGUAUUUUAAGGGGCUCCCAAGUUUCGAGGACGAUAAAAGGAGCAUCAGUGCGAAGAAGCACGCCGACUCGUCUGCCCUCUCGAAUGACGAUUCGUCCGACAUCGACUUCUCCGUGGCGAUUAACCAGAAUUUGAAGAAAACGAAGAAGAAAAAAGGCUAG
Molecule: messenger RNA, 1759 nt
Organism: Plasmodium vivax (malaria parasite P. vivax)
Lineage: Eukaryota; Apicomplexa; Aconoidasida; Haemosporida; Plasmodiidae
Product: exosome complex exonuclease, putative
Exons: 1
Coding region: 203-1759 (518 amino acids)
Biological process (GO): U1 snRNA 3'-end processing; TRAMP-dependent tRNA surveillance pathway; nuclear polyadenylation-dependent rRNA catabolic process
Cellular component (GO): nuclear exosome (RNase complex); cytoplasmic exosome (RNase complex)
Source: RefSeq, a predicted model, not a curated record